Messenger RNA from Pseudoliparis swirei, 6373 nucleotides. RefSeq names its product DAB2 interacting protein b (gene dab2ipb). The record is from RefSeq and is a predicted model, not a curated record. NCBI's taxonomy places the organism in Eukaryota, Metazoa, Chordata, Actinopteri, Perciformes, Liparidae. Gene Ontology annotation, biological process: regulation of GTPase activity.
GGACUCUCAAGUUGAAGCCUGCCGCCUGGAGCUUAUCUGCUUAUCCGACACCCGAUUCCUGAGGACUUGUUUUGCUCCUCCCUCGAGUGUCCUCCGCAGAGAGAGAGAGAGACAUCUUGUUUUCGUGGCCAUGGCCGGGGUCACCAGGAAGGGCUCCGGCAGACCCUCGUACUACUACAGGUUCCUGGGCAAGUCCCGACUGCAGCGUCAGCGCAGCCGGUCCCGCAGCCGCACCAGGCCGCCUGCCAGCCGGGAGUCUCCUCCGGAGAGGACGGGACGCCGACGCAGCAUGCCGGGCGGCGGCUCCUCCGACAAGACCACGCCCACUAUGGAGGCCACGCCCACUGCCACCACACCUUUCAGAGUCACCGGCUUUCUGAGCCGCCGGCUGAAGGGGUCGAUAAAGCGCACCAAGAGUCAACCCAAACUCGACCGCAACUCCAGCUUCAGGCACAUCCUCCCCGGCUUCAGGAGCGUCGACAACGACCGGUCCCAUCUGAUGCCCAGGCUGAAGGAGUCUCGCUCCCAUGAGUCAUUGCUCAGCCCCAGCAGCGCUGUGGAAGCCCUGGACAUAAGCAUGGAGGACGAGGUCGUCAUCAAGCCCGUGCACAGCAGCAUCCUGGGGCAGGACUACUGCUUUGAGGUCACCACCUCCACAGGAAGCAAAUGUUUUUCGUGCCGCUCGUCAGCCGAGAGAGACAAAUGGAUGGAGAACCUGAGGAGGGCGGUGCAACCCAACAAGGACAACAGCCGGCGGGUGGAGAACCUGCUGCGGCUCUGGAUCAUCGAGGCCAAGGACCUGCCGGCCAAGAAGAAGUACUUCUGCGAGCUGUGCCUGGACGACUCGCUCUACGCCCGCACCACCUGCAAGCUGAAGACCGACAACGUGUUCUGGGGCGAGCACUUCGAGUUCAACAACCUGCCGGCCGUGCGCGUCGUCGCCGUGCACCUCUACAAGGACACGGACAAGAAGAAGAAGAAGGAUAAGAACAAUUACGUGGGGCUGGUCAGCAUCCCCGCCGCCGCCGUCACCGGGCGGCAGUUCGUGGAGAAGUGGUACGCCGUGAGCACGCCCAGCCCCCCCAAGGGCAAGGCCUCCGGGCCCAUGGUCCGCAUCAAGGCGCGCUACCAGAGCAUGAGCAUCCUGCCCAUGGAGAUGUACAAGGAGUUCGCCGAGUACACCACCAACAACUACAUGCUGCUGUGCUCGGUGCUGGAGCCCGGCAUCAGCGUCAAGAACAAGGAGGAGAUGGCGUGCGCGCUGGUCCACAUCCUGCAGAGCACCGGCAAGGCCAAGGACUUCCUCACAGACCUGAUGAUGUCAGAGGUGGACCGGUGCGGGGAGAACGAGCACCUCAUCUUCAGAGAGAACACGCUGGCCACGAAGGCCAUCGAGGAGUACCUCAAGCUGGUGGGGCAGAAGUACCUGCAGGACGCCCUCGGCGAGUUCAUCAAGGCGCUCUACGAGUCAGACGAGAACUGCGAGGUGGACCCGUCCCGCUGCUCCUCGGGGGAUCUGCACGAGCACCAGAGCAACCUGAAGAUGUGCUGCGAGCUGGCCUUCUGCAAGAUCAUCAACUCCUACUGUGUCUUUCCACGAGAGCUGAAGGAGGUGUUCGCCUCCUGGCGACAGGAGUGCAGCAACCGCGGCCGGCCGGACAUCAGCGAGCGUCUGAUCAGCGCCUCGUUGUUCCUGCGCUUCCUGUGCCCGGCCGUCAUGUCGCCGUCGCUCUUCAACCUGAUGCAGGAGUACCCCGACGACCGCACGGCGCGCACGCUCACGCUCAUCGCCAAGGUCACGCAGAACCUGGCCAACUUCACCAAGUUCGGGAACAAGGAGGAGUACAUGUCCUUCAUGAACCAGUUCCUGGAGCACGAGUGGACCAACAUGCAGCGCUUCCUGCUGGAGAUCUCCAACCCGGAGACCAUCUCCACCACGGCGGGCUUCGAGGGCUACAUCGACCUGGGCCGCGAGCUCUCCACGCUGCACUCACUGCUGGCGGAGGUGGUGUCCCAGAUGGACCAGAGCUCCGCCUCCAAGCUGGGCCCUCUGCCCCGGAUCCUGCGCGAGGUGAACGCGGCGCUGUCCAACCCGUCGUCCUGCGUCGCCGUGACGCCCGCGCCGCCGCCGGAGCCCACGGGCUGCAGCUCGCCGCCCGCCGCCGAGGCCGGCUGCAGCAUCUCCACCGGGCUGCAGAAGAUGGUCAUCGACAACGAGCUGUCGGGGUUAGUGGACUUCACCCGGCUGCCCUCCCCGACCCCGGAGAACAAGGACCUGUUCUUCGUGACGAGGAGCUCGGGGAUCCACCCGUCCCCGGCACGCAGCUCCAGCUACUCCGAGACCAACGAGCCGGACCUGUGCAUGGCGCCCGGCAGCAAGAGCCUGUCCAUGGUGGACCUGCAGGACCCCCGCGGUCUGGACGGCGCCGGCCCGGGCCCGAACUCCUCGGACGGCCUCGGCGAGGGCCCGAUCUCCGGCGGCGGCGGUUGGUCGGCCAGAGUCCCGCAGGGCAACAACCCCGGAGGUCCGACUCUGCGGAGGCCGGCCCAGAACUCCCCCCUCGCCGCCGCCGUCACCCUGGGCUCAGAACCCCCGGGCCGCCCCGCCCAGCUGCUCGCCCCCCUGUCCUUCCAGAACCCCGUGUACCAGAUGGCGGCGUGCAUGCCGGUGUCCCCCCGCGGGAUGACGGACUCGGGGUCCGAGUGCCACAGUUCUGUGAGUUCACACAGCAACAACGAGGACGGGCCGGCGGGCGGCGGGAAGCACGCCUUCCUGAACCACGGCGGCGGCGGAGGGGGCGGGAGCAGCGGGGACGAGUACACCCGGCGGUCGGGCGAGUUCAACCGGCGCCAGCUGUCGCUCACGGAGACGCAGCACCAGCCCGGCGUGCCCCGGCAGAACAGCGCCGGCCCCCAGCGGCGGAUAGACCAGCCGCCGCCGCCGCAGAGCGUCACGCGGGGCCGCACGCCGCCCAACCCGCUCACCGGCGGGCCGUACCCGCGGCCCUCCUCCGGCAACGUGAUGGCGUCGGCGUCGCCCGACUGGCCCGGCAGCGGCGCCCGCCUGCGGCAGCAGGCGUCCUCGUCGAAGGGCGACAGCCCCGAGAACAAGCAGCGGGCGCAGCAGCACAAACAGGCCCCCUCCCCAGUGAACCCCAGUGCGCUGGACCGCACAGCCGCCUGGCUUUUGAAUAUGAAUGUGCAGUUUUUAGACCGUGAGGGGACGGAGGCGGAGUCACUGAGAAACAGAGAGGAUCUGACUCAGGUGGAGAAGUACCAGCAGGAGAUCUCCCUGCUGCAGGAGAAGCUGCGGGCGUCGGUGCAGAAGCUGGAGGAGUACGAGUCCCGGCUGAAGGGCCAGGACGAGCAGGCCCAGAAGGUUCUGAUGGAGUACCAGGCCCGGCUGGAGGAGUCGGAGGAGCGCCUGCGCCGCCAGCAGGACGACAAGGACCUCCAGAUGAAGGGCAUCAUCAGCCGGCUGAUGUCGGUGGAGGAGGAGCUGAAGAAGGACCACUCGGACAUGCAGGCCGUGGUGGACUCCAAGCAGAAGAUCAUCGACGCGCAGGAGAAGCGCAUCGCCUCCCUGGACGCCGCCAACGCCCGCCUGAUGAGCGCCCUCACGCAGCUGAAGGAGCGCUACAGCCUGCAGACGCGGAACGGCAUCUCGCCCACCAACCCCACCAAGCUGCAGAUCACGGAGAACGGAGAGUUCCGGAACAGCAGCAACUGUUAGUGGGAGGACGCUCGCGUGCGCUGGCGGCCGCCGUCUGGGAGGACGUGCAGCGGCGUGUUUUUCAAAAAGCCAACUUAGUACUUUUUCCAAUUUUGUUUUUGUUUGGCGAAGCCGGGCGCAGAAGUGGGCGGGCCAACCUGGAGUGGGCGGGCCAACCUGGAAAGGAGGCGGGACUUCAGCGGGAGAUCACCAGGUGGCCUUCGUUACGAAGAGGCGGGACUAAGCUUGUACAUACUGAAACUCGGAGCUGUCAAUCAGUCACACACUUUGCCCGCUCCUCUCCUCCGCCGCUCACUUUAUGCUCCUCCCACUUUACGACCAGCUGGACCCACGUAAACAACAACAACAAUGCGCGUCGAGGGUCUGGAGAGGACUACUUUGCUUUAUUAGAAAGAAGUCAUUGUUUAUAAAGAACCAAAUAGGAGCUGAAGAAAAUAGAUAUUUUAUCUUUACGUCCCUUUUGAGUCCUCGGUGUGUUCCCCCCCCCCCCCCCCCUAUGUAGUGCACUUUGUGAGAAGCUCUUGGUACAUGAAACGCCUUAAGUCGGGAACACACCUCUUCAUCCCGACGCUCCCCUGUUCCUGCAGCAAAAAAAUCAAUAAAAAAGGCACAACUUAUACUGUGGGUUUGUAAAAACAUCAAAGGUGUGCACACGUAACUGUAUUCUGAACACUAAAGUAAAAUAACUAUGUGAUGCUAUAUUAACGACCUUUAAUAUAGACGUAUGCAUUUCCUGUUUCUUCUGAUGGAGUACGCACACAUAUCUAUAUUUGAUAAUGUCAAAUAUGAAGGGCGGCCCUUUAGUUCGCGAGUGAGAUGGAGCCGCAUGCCGCUUCGCUUCAGGGCCCGAGGAGUGACCCCGGGAUGCCCCGCCCCCCCGGGAUGCCCCGCCCCCCUUUUUACAUGCAGCACGCACUGCAGACGAGCUCGGGGCAUCGAGCUCGCGCAACUUGCACGAGGCGAGCGAGCCGCUCCUCUCCCGCUGCUCGUCACUGCCCCCGCAGGACGCCACAUUUUACAUUGUGUGUGUGUUUGUGUGUGUGUGUGUGUGUGUGAUCUUCUCACUCUAGUAGCACAAGAGAGGCGUGUGUGUCUAGACUCCUCCCCCUUUACACUGGACCGGUGAGCCUCCUCGGUUACGUCGUCUUCUCUCUGAAGACCGCGACUCUAUUCAUCCUAGUGGUGCCAUCUCUCUUUCUUUUUGGUCACAUUCAUCCCUCGUUCUUCCUGGCGUUGCCCCCCCCCCCUCACCGUCUGUAAUUUGUAUAUUUUUGUAUUCAUCCCCCCGUGACUGCAUCGAGGCGCGUGAGGCUGUGCAUGCUUCAUCCUCAACAUUUGUUUCCUAUUGGACGGUGAUGAUGACGAUGAUGACGAUGAUGAAUGCUCUGCUGCAGACAUAUAUAUAUAUAUAUAAAUAUAUAUAUAUAUACACACACACAGUAAAUAUAUGAUAAGCGAGUGCAUCAAGCGGCUGGACGGCCGGGGAACGUGUAAAUAAAAUGCUCAACACUAUUUUUAACGAAUGUUAACGGGGCUUUUCCUUUUGUAAAUGUCUCUCGUGCUCAGAACUGCUGAGUCAUGAAUCGUCAUGAUGAUACGAUGUAAAUACAGAAAGAGAUCAAGUCAGUCGUCUGUCCUCAUUGGGUCCAACUAUACGAUAAAUCAACCUUUCAGUGUUCUCACGGUUAAAGAUAUAUAAAUAUAUAUUAUUUUUUUGGUAUAAUAUCACGAGCCCUAAAAAAAGAUUCACUGAUUUUUGAGGAGGAAGUCGUGGAGGCUCGUUGACCUUUGACCUUUCAGGGGUUGUGUUCUCCGUUGGCUUCUUUUUCGGGUGUUUAAAAAAAUAUAUUUUUAGAAAACGUGUUAAAGUUCAAAAGCGACAGAAAAGGGAUUUUUUGGGGGUAUUUCUCUUCCACGCCAAGAAGAAAACCCUCUAAUUAUAUAUAUAUAUAUAUAUAAUUCUAUAUGUUCUCUCUGGUCUGAGGUAUUUAUCUCUCUAUAUAUCUAUAUAGAUAUAGAUGGAGGACGUUCCUCCUCUUAUCAACGCAUUCGGUCCUAAAACAUCUAAAACGAUAUUGUACGCCUGCAACUUGAGACGAUGUGACUUGACAGAGAAAUAAGACACUAAAUUAUUUUUAUUUUUUAAGAAUAUUAUUAAAGAAAUGUCUCAGAUAUAUUGAAUUCAGUCGUCUCAGAGGCCGUAACGGUCCUUCUUUCACCAGAAGCUCCGGCCGGUUGCUGUCGGCUCCGUUGAAAGACACUUUAUGUCGACUCAGCAUUUAUUUUUAAACAUUUAGCGAAGUCUCAUCGUCUCCUUGGAGACGCGUUAAUAAACAAACACACCUCGGAGAACUAGAUUUGUUUUAUUUAUUUUUACCUGUCAUAAAAACCACGAGAUCGUAAACUCUCCAAAACCGACAAAAGAUCGAUCAAAACUAUAAAGCUAUGAAUAAAGUAACAGAUGUUGUAUGUUUUCUAUUAUCUUGUAGAAUAAAUACUUUUGUAAGUAUGUGAAAGUAUAUAAAGUAUUUGCUGAUUCUGCUUCCUUUGACGACCAAACAAUAAUGUACAGAGGACAUGUGGCUGUGCAGUUUAUGUACAUUUGCAACUAGACUAUUAAAGUUUUAUUUAGCUAUUUUA